AUGGCGAAGAAACUUCGGGCAUAUGCGGAUGCUGCUUCCAGUAUCCUGCCAGUGUCAGGUGUGCUGCAGCCAGGAGAGACCCAGCAGGUCUCCUUGCCCUUCUCUGGCCACCUCAACAGCAUCUCCAGUGCCACGGCGCUGUGCCACGUGGAGGAAGGCCCCAGCUCUGAGGUGCUGGUGCCCGGGGAGGCCUCACGUGCCAGCUGCUCCCCGAGCCCCCAGGAGAUCAACUGUGGCUCUGGGGCACCUCUCAGGGAGAGAAGGGAGCUGAAGCAGCCGGCUCCAAAGCUUGAGGAGGAGACAAAAGCCUUGGCGGAGGAAGAGAGGCGGAAGGAGAAAGAGAAGCAGAAGAAAGAAAAGAAGGGUGUCUCUGUGGGGAAGGAACCUCCAAAAGCAGAGAAGGGGAAAACCAAACCCCCAGAGAAGAAGGAAAGCAAGGCCCCAGAGAAGAAGGACACCAAAAUCCCAGAGCGGAUGGAAACCAAAGCCCCAGACAAGAUUGAAAACAAACUCCCAGAAAAGAAAAACAAACAUCCAGAAAAGAAGGAAACCAAAUUCCCAGAGAGGAAGGAAAGCAAGGCCCCAGAGAAGAAGGACACCAAAGCAUUAUUAGAGAAGAAGGAAACUAAAUUCCCAGAGAAGAAGGAAACCAAAGCUCCAGAGAAGAUUGAAAACAAACUCCCAGAAAAGAAAUACAAACCUCCAGAAAAGAGGGAAAUCAAAAUCCCAGAGAGGAAGGAAAGCAAAGCACCAGAGAGGAAGGAAUUGAAAAUCCUAAAGAAGGAAACCAAAUCUCCAGAGAAGAGAAGCAAACCUCCAGAAAAGAAGGAAACCAAAUGCCCAGAGAGGAAGGAAAUCAAAAUCCCAGAGAAGGAAACCAAGGCACCAAAACAGAAGGAACCCAAAGCCCCAAAGAAGGGGGAAGCCAAAGUGCCAGAGAAGAGAGAGACCAAAGCCCCAAAGAAGAAGGAACCCAAAGCCCCAAAGAAGGGGGAAGCCAAAGCCUGAAAGAAGGGAGGAACCAAAAUCCCAGAGAACCCAGCUGAGCUGGAGAAGAAUUCUUUAUUUUAUUCACGCAACUUAUUUUAUACAGUUUGACAAACCUAAUGUGCCACUUUAGUUAGUUAAUAGAUUUCUUAUUAUUAGUUAUGCCAAUUAUUCUGUUGGAUAAUAAAAUAUAUUUUACUUGUGCAUCAAA
Molecule: messenger RNA, 1198 nt
Organism: Passer domesticus (house sparrow)
Lineage: Eukaryota; Metazoa; Chordata; Aves; Passeriformes; Passeridae
Product: muscle M-line assembly protein unc-89-like
Exons: 3
Coding region: 1-1008 (335 amino acids)
Biological process (GO): cilium movement; axonemal central apparatus assembly
Cellular component (GO): axoneme
Source: RefSeq, a predicted model, not a curated record